Messenger RNA from Thamnophis sirtalis, 2693 nucleotides. RefSeq names its product zinc finger and BTB domain containing 49 (gene ZBTB49). The record is from RefSeq and is a predicted model, not a curated record. Gene Ontology annotation, biological process: regulation of transcription by RNA polymerase II. NCBI's taxonomy places the organism in Eukaryota, Metazoa, Chordata, Lepidosauria, Squamata, Natricidae. Gene Ontology annotation, molecular function: DNA-binding transcription factor activity, RNA polymerase II-specific; RNA polymerase II cis-regulatory region sequence-specific DNA binding; protein binding.
UUCGGGCUUCCGUCCGCCGAGGCUCCGCCCCGCCUGCUUACCUGUGGCCGGGUUCCCUCGACUCCCCCAGUCGCUUCCGAUGGGGUCGGCUGACACGUGUCCCUGCGUGGUUGUGGGGGGUCCCCUCUGGUGUCCUCCUGAUGGAAAUGACGCCGUUGGUCUCCAGCAGGGGUGAAACUCGGGUUUUUUUAUUGCCGGUUCUGUGGGCGUGGCCUGGUGGGCGUGGCGUGGCUUUGCCGGUUCUCCCAAUUACUCCCAAUUUCCUUCUGCUGCCGGUUCUCCAGAACCAAUCAGAGCCUGCUGGGUUUCUCUCCUGGUUUCUGGGCUUCCUCCCGUCUCCCUUGUAGGGAAAUCCCCGAGCGGUUCUGGAUGCUUGGCUCUUCCUCUGCCUUCCCAGGAUAAGGAAAGGUCGGCUUCCAUCUCGCCCAUUGCACAGGUAAAGUAAACACGCUGUAGAAUGGAUGCUUUUGCCAGUCACAGUUGUCACCUCCUUCAGCAGCUCCACAAUCAGCGGAUACAGGGCCUUCUCUGCGAUUGUAUGUUGGUGGUCAAAGGGGUUUCCUUCAAAGCACAUAAAAACGUGUUGGCUGCCUUUAGCCAAUAUUUUAGGACCCUCUUUCAAAAUUCCCCAAGCCAGAAGAAUGACGUUUUUCAUUUGGACAUUAAGAAUGUGGGUGGCAUUGGCCAGAUCUUGGAUUAUAUGUACACUUCACAUCUUGACCUCAACCAGGAUAAUAUACAGAACUUGCUGGACGUUGCCCGGUGCUUGCAGGUGCAGAAUAUUUUGAAUCUGUGUCACUCCUUUUUAAAAACCUCCCGGUCCGUAGAGCAACCAGCCAGUCUGACCAGCAAUGGUGCAUUUUCAUUGCAAAAUGCUUUGGCGGCCGAUACCCACUGUGGACACUGGGAUGGGCUCCACCUUUGCACCACUGCUGCUUGUAAAGCCUUGGAUGACCAGCCACCUGGGUCACAGCCGUGUGCGCCUCACAGCUCCUCAGCUGAGGGAGCCAAGCCAAAGCAAGGCCCUGUGGGCCCUGGGAGGGCCGAUCUGUCCUUCAAACUCCCCAAUGGCCAUUACAAGCUCCGAAACUUCUACAGCAAACAGUUCUGCAAAGAGACUAUUCGCCCCAGCAGCGAAGGGUUACUAGAAGUGCCCCCUGAUUUUGCAAUCUCUCCAGCACAAGACGCUGCUCAGGAGGCUACUUUGGGCAGCCUCGCCCAAUGUGCUUUGGAGCCGUCUGAUUGCGCCCCCCUGCCCCCACCCUUUCUCGCCCAGCCCUUACACGGCUGUGCUGAGGAUCAACACGCAGAGGGCGCCUCCGUACAGCCAGCCAAGCCGAUGAGGCCCAAGAAAGCCAUCCACCUCCAAAGGCUGAAUCUGCUCCAGUCCCAAAGGUCUCCUGAGCCGCCUUCUGCAGGUGAUCCUGACGGAGCCGCUGCGAAAGGAAAUGAAUCAGGAAGUCGGAGCAGCACAAAAAGGACGGCCACGGUCGAGGUUCCUAAAGGGAAACAUCCCAGCGGGAUCCUGAGUUCCGAAUGCGUAGAACUGGAGCCGUCCCGGGAGCCGCCUGGGCCAGAGAGCCCCUUCGAUGUUUCCCUUCCGGAGAGGCAGUAUCCGUGCGCCUUAUGUGGAAAGGUUUUUAAGCAUCCGAGCAACCUGGAGCUCCACCUGAGGUCUCAUACAGGUGAAAAGCCUUUUGAAUGUAACAUUUGUGGAAAAUGUUUCUCACAGGCAGGCAAUCUUCAGACUCACCUGCGUCGCCAUUCUGGUGAAAAACCAUUCAUUUGUGAAAUCUGUGGGAAGAGGUUUGCUGCCUCUGGAGAUGUCCAGCGCCACAUUAUUAUUCACUCUGGAGAAAAACCACAUCUAUGUGAUAUUUGUGGUCGAGGCUUUAGUAACUUCAGUAAUUUAAAGGAACACAAGAAGAACCAUGCAGCAGAAAAAGUAUUCACGUGUGAUGAGUGUGGGAAAUCCUUUAACUUACCACGGAAAUUAGUAAAACACAGGAUCAGACACACAGGAGAAAAGCCAUAUAAUUGUUCAGUUUGUGGAAAAUGUUUUGCGGGAUCUGGAGAUUUGCGAAGACAUAUAAGAACGCAUACUGGGGAAAAGCCGUAUCCCUGUGAGACCUGCAAUAAAUGUUUCAGCCGUUCUGCUGUCCUACGUCGACACAAAAAAACCCACUGUAAAGCUGACUGUGAAAGUGCAGCUAUUGCAGAGGAGUUUUCUCACGCAAUGGAAAUUCCUGACCUCGAGAAGUCCCAAUGCUCAGAUUUCUUUACCCAGGAAAUCUCAGCGUCCUUCCUGUCGCCAUCAGAGAAACGCCCACCCCACUCGGGGGAAUCGCCAAAUGAGUUUGGGCCCCCGGGAGCACCGUUUGGCAGGGCAAGGCCUGGGGUGGGAAAAGACGCUCAGGAACCGAGUUUGGAUCCUGCCAAAGCCUGUAAAUCCCCAGAAGCUCCGAUUCCGUCUUGCACUUUUAAAGGAAGCCAUGUCUCCUCUGAGGAGGGGCCGCUGCAGUCUGGCCCUCUUCCCGGAGUUCGCUCCUCUGCUCCUCUGCAAGUGCGUGGCUCCUGCCAAGCCCCGAACCAACGCGGGGCCUUCUCUAGCAUGACCCUCUGGUGACCCUAACCAUGAAGACUUUGCAGAACGAGAGCGAGCCCGGCCAGUGAGGCCUCCUGAAGAGCAGCGU